AUGGCGUUCUCGUGCGGCAGCCUUGGGAGUCACAGAGCAUCCUCUCCAUUGUCCCCCGCUGGUCAGGACUGCACCCGGCUGGACCUCGCUCUAGAGGAGGGGCCACAGGCCCUUCCACUUGGUCAAGAGCGUGGUGAGGGGCGCCCGUGGGUGGGAAGCCCCACGGCAGGCGUCUUGGCAGAACGGGAAGGUGAGAGCCUGAGGCGCCGGCUCGCCCUGUGCCUGGACGAUUUCUUGAGGACGCGGCAGGCGCCGUUAUGGUCACUCCCUUUCCCAGCGAGCACUGCCCUCUGCACUCGGCGGGCCCCACGCCCACUCCCCUCCACGUCCCGCGCGGCGCGGUGCCCGUUGCCCGUUGCUGCACCUGCUCGUGACCUGCGGCCGGUGUUGUCUGACUGCUCCCUUUCCCCAAGGAGCAUAAAUACUUCCUUCUCCCGAAGAGAAGGACGUGGCCCAGUUAGGCUGCUGACAGAGACAGGAAAGAGGCGCGCGGUUGGGCACUGUCACACACAGGCCCAAGGAGACAAGCCUGCUUGGUGGGGGGGCAUGGGGACAGCUCCCGAGACCGACAGCCAGACACUUGCCCUCCCAGCCUCCCUUGCAGCUCAAGCUCAGACCGAGAGGCGCCGGAAAGAAGGGCGCUUCCAGGGCCCGCCAGAGUGGGCUCUUGUCUAA
This is a messenger RNA of Rangifer tarandus platyrhynchus (Svalbard reindeer), 675 nucleotides long. Lineage: Eukaryota; Metazoa; Chordata; Mammalia; Artiodactyla; Cervidae. The record is from the annotation of a GenBank genome assembly.